ACUUGCCUGCUCCUCUGGCACCUGGUCCUGUCCUGUUCUCCAGCACGGUGUGUCUGAGGCUCCCUGGAGGCUCCUGCAUGGCAGCGCUGACAGUGACACUGAUGGUGCUGAGCCCUCACCUGGCUUUGGCUGGGGAUAUGCAGGCACAUUUCUUGGAGCAGAUUAAACAUGAGUGCUGUUUCUCCAACGCGAUGGAGAGGAUGCGGUUUGUGCAGAGACUCAUGCAUACCGAGGGGUAUGCGCGCUUCCACAGCGACUUGGGAAAGUUCCAGGCGGUGGCGGAGCUGGAGUGGAGGAGAGUCCAGGAUGGAAACAGCCAGAAGAAUCUCCUGGGCUACUUGCGGGGUCUGUUGGACACCUACUGCAGACACAACUAUGGGGGACAAGAAGCUUUUUGCAUGAGAAGAUUGCUCCAUCCUGAGGUGACUGUGUAUCCUGCAGAGACCCAGCCACUGCAGCACCGCAACCUCCUGGUCUGCUCUGUGAGUGGUUUCUAUCCAGGCAGCAUUGAAGUCAGGUGGUUCUGGAACGGCCAGAAAGAGAAGGCUGGGGUGGUCUCCACAGGCCUGAUCUGCAGUGGAGACUAGACCUUCCAGACCCUGGUGAUGCUUGAAACAGUUCUUCAGAGUGGAGAGGUUUACACCUGCCAAGUGGAGCACCCAAGCAUGACGAGCCCUCUCACAGUGCAAUGGAGAGCACGGUCUGAACCUGCACAGAGCAAGAUGCUGAGUGGAGUCGGGGUUGUGCUGGGCCUGCUCUUCCUUGGGGCUGGGCUGUUCCUCUACUUCAGGAAUCAGAAAGGACACUCUGGACUUCAGCCAACAGGUAGUGACCUUUAA
Molecule: messenger RNA, 839 nt
Organism: Cercocebus atys (sooty mangabey)
Lineage: Eukaryota; Metazoa; Chordata; Mammalia; Primates; Cercopithecidae
Product: HLA class II histocompatibility antigen, DRB1-4 beta chain
Biological process (GO): immune response; peptide antigen assembly with MHC class II protein complex; immunoglobulin production involved in immunoglobulin-mediated immune response
Cellular component (GO): lysosomal membrane; late endosome membrane; MHC class II protein complex
Molecular function (GO): MHC class II protein complex binding
Source: RefSeq, a predicted model, not a curated record